AUGGACAUCCACAUUUUCGACAUCUUAAAGUGGAACACCUGCGAUUUUGAAUGCGACAUGACCGUCUUCGUUGAGUGUGUGCCGCAAGGUCAGGAGCGCUGUCCCUUUGAUGAUCAGAUCAACCUCGGGAACAACAACGUCGGGGAGAGGAACGGAGGCAACAACAACACGGGAAACAUGAACUUUGGCUCCAACAACCUUGGAAAUUGCAACCAAGGUGACAACAACACUGGCAGGAUGUUUUUCUGCCACAACUCGCACCAGGGAAGCAACAGGUGCACCCUCGACAUGCUCAGAACGGCAGACACGGUGGAUUUGAGCGCGCUCCCCAUCCCAAUCAGCCUGACAGCCGCUGCAGAGACGGUGAAGACGGUUGCCAUACCCGCCAACUGCUGA
Messenger RNA from Auxenochlorella protothecoides, 396 nucleotides. RefSeq lists its product as hypothetical. The coding region runs from base 1 to 396 and encodes 131 amino acids. Lineage: Eukaryota; Viridiplantae; Chlorophyta; Trebouxiophyceae; Chlorellales; Chlorellaceae. The transcript has 2 exons. The record is from RefSeq and is a predicted model, not a curated record.